UCCGCUGUAAGGGUAGGUGGAAAUGGUAAGUGUGUGUGACACAUGUGUGGAUUUCCUGCUGUAUGCAACGUGAUUGUUGUACUCCCCGAUGCGGUCCCACCGUCCGUUCCAUCGUGCAUAAGCGCGCUGUUUUUUUUUUGUUGGUUGGAGAACUACACGCGCCGAAGUGGCAGUAGUUUGGAAGACUCAAGGUCAUUCUCUCCCUGUCAUGAAGAUAAUCCAAGUCUUGGCUUGUUACUGUCUACUGCACAGCUAUCUCCGUUCCUUAUCUAGAUCACCUCCUUUUCUCCUCUUGCGAAAAACGAAUGGCCGGCUUACAGACCUUCUGGCAGAGCAUCGGUAACAGAUCGCCCGACAAUUUCUCCGCCGGGCCUCGAGCACUUGUAUGCCGAGGUGCUAAGUAGCUAUUGGAUUACGACAUCAGGCAGUCCAUCAUGUAGUUAGGUCGAUUCCAAUGCUAAACAUGCAAGGUACGUAUUUCAAUAUUGAAGCACUUAAUCGCGGCACUUCACCUUUGCAGUCUGCGAUGGGCCGGAGGAAGGAUCCGCCACUAAGGAUUGGGAUCACGGACUCAUUGUUGGGAACAAUCAGGAAUCACUUUGGUAAGCAGGCACGCAGGACACGACUAGCGGUUUAAGCAAGCAAAUGCCGUUGGCCUGAGGCAAUCGCGACCGUAUUACCGCUUUCGUGGGUUACAUCCCUGGCUACAUGUAUGCAUCUUCAACAUGUGAGCUUUGGUCAAACCACUCAUCACGAAUAUCACACAGAUUAACAAGGUCCAAUGUGAGAACCAUGAUUUGUCACGCUUCUACAGGUACCCUGAUGGCUCUGUGUACUCGAUUUUCAAUUACAUACUGCCGACGCGAUAGUUGAACAACAUCUAAGCAAGUUACACCCACAGCAGAACGACGCAUUCCAUCUACAAAAACUGCACAUUGAAUGGUUGGAUCGGUUACCCGGGCGCAUGGAUGCGUCAGACAGGGGUAUGAGAAGCGUUGGACGUUGCAUGUCCGGUUGCGCUUCUCAAAGGCGUAAUUCUCCCUUGACGCUUCGUUCCGCAUUGCCAUCCGCAUCAAUUGGGCAUCAUCGUCCUCUCCUCAACCACUACUUCAACCUUGAUGUUACACUCGCCUCUUCAUGGGUCCGUAUGAUAGCCAGUUCACCUCCCUUUAUGGGAUUCUGCUACGCCGUUGAACAGCAGAUUCUCCUGUCCUCAUGCCUUGUUGAAGCAUUACCGAGCUCUCUGUAACGUGCGCGCACACUCCAACCCGCCCCAUCGGAGCAUGGAUCCUCUUGGUCCAUGAUAUCAAGACUUGACAAACUGCAUACCAAAUCGCUUGCGUUACAUGUUGGGUGAUCAGCACAACGCCGACGCCGAUUCUGACCGACUUUAGCAUGUGACAUAUCCCAUUGUGGUGUCAGCGGCGGUAGUUGCCUCUUCCCAACGAUUUUUUUUUACAAAGCAAGGUCGGACAGAGGGAAACAGAGAAAAAAAAAAGGCAUACGAAAGAUGAGCGCAGAACAGAUGUCUGACUCUCACCGCCUCCAUUGGUCUGACAGCUCGACACAUGCACGCUGCCCGAAAACGGAAGCUGUAACAAGUAAUAUGCACGUUCUCCAGGCUUUUCAUCAAUCGUUCUUUCUAUCGUUCUAUUAUCAAUCCAUCGUUCCAAAGAACACGCUAAUAUCACGGAGCAGAGCUUUGACACCGUCCAAAUCGCGUCGUUCCCACGUGUCGCAUACAUGUAUUCGCCAGUGUGACCGAUAUAGCCGUUGCUUGCGGAGUCUUACUCUGUUCGGGAAAAUGCGGAAAUCCACAUAGUUUGCACUCCGCGCGGUGGAAAUUCGACACAUGCAUAUCAUCAUUGGAUUCCAUACUCAAUGAUAUGAUGGAGUUUCACCGCUAGAUCCGACAGACUGGUCCUGUUCAGACGUUAACCGUUUUCGAGUUCGCCGUUCACUUUCCUACUUUGUGCCAUAGGGGAUGCGCCAGGGAGCUUCGUAUAGCCCAGAACCCUCUUGAUCCUUCUCGUACGCCCCCGAUUCAGGUAACCUUAUCCCUCCAAAAGAAAAAAAAAAUGUAUUCUUGGAUCCCACUAUCAUCAUAUCGUAUUCCCCGUGCGAGAUUGUAUUCCCAGGUUGGAAAGGGUUGCAUGCUGGGUUCUGUAAGAAUCUUUUACUAAUCACGUUAUCUCUUGUCACGAGAUUCUCAACGAAUCUUGAAUAAAAGACAGCGGCAAUCGACCGAUUCACUGAUUAGGAAUCUGAGUUUGAUUUGAGCUCAAAACUCAGGACUCCUUCGCGUUUGGGCUUGCACCGGAGAUUAUUGUUCAAACAGUUUGACAGCAUACCAAUAAUCAAUACCACCAGGUUUACCAUCCAGCUACUCGGGGCAACUGCUGCAUGUCACCAAGAACUCUCGACCCCAGGUUCUCUUUCCCACGUUCAAAAAGCCCCACCGCAUCGUAGUCACAUUAAUCUCUUCCGCGUGUGUGGGGACCCAGGGAAGGAUGGCAGUGGGUCAAAUCUUCCCCGAAGAGCAUGCACUCCGAGAGGUUCUCAGACCCCAGUCUCGUACCUGACUAUGACA
This is a messenger RNA of Periconia digitata, 2590 nucleotides long. NCBI's taxonomy places the organism in Eukaryota, Fungi, Ascomycota, Dothideomycetes, Pleosporales, Periconiaceae. The record is from the annotation of a GenBank genome assembly.